Molecule: messenger RNA, 1355 nt
Organism: Apaloderma vittatum (bar-tailed trogon)
Lineage: Eukaryota; Metazoa; Chordata; Aves; Trogoniformes; Trogonidae
Product: ELKS/Rab6-interacting/CAST family member 1-like
Exons: 3
Source: RefSeq, a predicted model, not a curated record
GCACCCUCCCCUCUGCCAACGCUCCCUCCUGCCGCCCCUGGAGCCUGAAAGUGAGCAACCUGGAGGGGCAAGUGAGCAACCUGGAGGGGCAAGUGAGCGACGUAGAGGGGCAAGUGAGCAAUCUGGAGGGGGAAGUGAGUGACCUGAAGGAGGAAAUGAGCAACCUGGAGGGGGAAGUGAGUGACCUGAAGGAGGAAAUGAGCGACCUGGAGGGGGAAGUGAGUGACCUGAAGGAGGAAAUGAGCAACCUGGAGGGGGAAGUGAGUGACCUGGAGGGGAAAGUGAGUUACCUGAAGAGGCAAGGGAGCAACCUGAAGAGGCAAGGGAGCAACCUGAAGGGGCAAGUGAGCGACCUGAAGGGGGGAGUGAGCAACGUAGAGGGGCAAGUGAGCAACCUGGAGGGGAAAGUGAGUGACCUGAAGGAGGAAAUGAGCAACCUGGAGGGGGAAGUGAGUGACCUGAAGGAGGAAAUGAGCAACCUGGAGGGGCAAGGGAGUGACCUGAAGAGGAAAGUGAGAAACCUGAAGGGGCAAGUGAGAAACCUGAAGGGCCAAGUGAGAGACCUGAAGGGGCAAGACAGUGACCUGGAGGAGCAAGGGAGCGACAUGGAGGAGGAAGGGAGUGACCUGGAGUGGGAAGUGAGCGACACGGAGGAGGAAGCGAGCGACAUGGAGGGGCAAAUGAGUGACCUGGAGGGGCAAGGGAGUGAUCUAGAGGGGCAAGGGAGUGAUCUGGAGCGGCAAGGGAGCGACCUGGAAGGGCAAGAGAGUGACCUGGAGGCGCAAAGGAGCGACCUGGAGGAGGAAUUGAAUUACCUGACGGAGGAAAUGAGCAACCUGAAGGGGGAAUUGAGUGACCUGAAGAGGCUAAUGAGGGACCUGAAGGGGAAAAUGAGUGACAUGGAGGGGCAAGGGAGCGAGCUGGAGGGGCAAUGGAGCGACCUGGAGGGGGAAGCAAGUGACCUGGAGGGGCAAAUGAGCGACCUGGAGGGGGAAGCGAGCAACAUGGAGGGGCAAAUGAGUGACCUGAAGGGGCAAGGGAGAGACCUGAAGGGGCAAAUGAGUGACCUGGAGGGGCAAGGGAGCAACCUGGAGGGGCAAGGGAGCGACAUGGAGGGGCAAAUGAGCGACCUGGAGGGGCAAGGGAGCGACCUUGAGGGGGAAGCAAGCAACCUGGAGGGGCAAGGGAGCGACCUGGAGGGGCAAGGGAGCGACAUGGAGGGGAGGAAGACCCGCGACCUCCGCCAGCGCCUCAAAGCCCCCAAAGCCAAGAAUGCUGACCUCCGCUGCCACCUGAGAGCGUUGAUGUCUGAGGCGGCGGCAAACCGUCGCAAAGUGGAUCGGAUGCUCCGCGAG